CUUCUCCUGGCCCCAAUUCUCUAUUUCAACGCCCGCCAAUCUUUCUCUUUCGAUUCCGAAACCCAUCUUCAAGUUCCUCUAAUCUUCUGUCGCCAUAGCUUAGGGUUUUCUGCAAACGAUUGGGGUGUGUUGUGUUCAACAAUGGCUGUAUCCACUGCUUUUGCUGGGCCAAAACUCGAAACACUCUUCUUCAGCAAUGCCACUGUUACACCUGCUUCAUCAUCCCCAACUUCUCAUUUUCAAAUUGGGGUUUCGUCUAAACCACGAAGAACCCUAAUUCAGAGAGGCAGUUUUAGGUGCGAAGCUGCUGCUGCUUCUUCUUCUUCUUCUUCUUCUUCGGAGGUUGUUGUGGAGAAUUCAUCGGGAAAUGCUUCCAGCCUCUCUGCUCUUGAGCAGCUCAAGACCUCCGCAGCUGACAGGUAUACAAAGGAAAAGAGUAGCAUUAUAGUUAUUGGGCUCAGUAUCCACACUUGUCCCGUAGAAAUGCGCGAAAAACUUGCUAUUCCUGAGGCAGAGUGGCCUAGAGCAAUCAAAGAGCUUUGUGCUUUGAAUCACAUAGAGGAAGCUGCUGUUUUAUGUACCUGCAACCGAAUGGAGAUUUAUGUUGUAGCUUUGUCUCAGCAUAGAGGAGUUAAAGAAGUGACUGAAUGGAUGUCAAAGACUGGCGGGAUCCCAGUUCCAGAGCUUUCUGAGCAUCGUUUUCUGCUAUAUAACACGGAUGCAACACGCCACAUCUUUGAAGUGUCAGCAGGACUCGACUCCUUGGUGCUUGGAGAGGGCCAAAUUCUUGCUCAGGUGAAACAAGUGGCUAAAGUUAGUCAAGGAGUCACGGGCUUUGGGAGGAACAUUAGCGGGCUUUUCAAGCAUGCCAUCAUGGUUGGAAAAAGGGUCAGAACCGAGACCAAGAUUGCUUCAGGCGCGGUUUCUGUAAGUUCAGCUGCCGUGGAGUUGGCAUUGAUGAAGCUUCCACAUUCGGCCCAUUCUACUGCAAGAAUGUUACUCAUUGGAGCAGGCAAAAUGGGAAAACUUGUGAUAAAACACUUGGUUUCAAAAGGGUGCACAAAAAUGGUGGUCGUGAAUAGAUCCAUAGAAAAAGUGAAUGCACUUCGUGAAGAGUUUAAGGGUAUUGAGAUCGUAUACAAACCCACGACAGAGAUGAUGAAUUGUGCUGGUGAAGCAGAUGUUAUCUUCACCAGCACAUCUUCGGAAACCCCUUUGUUUUUGAAGGAAAAUGUGGCCGAUCUUCCUCCUGUUAGCGCAGAUGUUGGUGGUAAACGAAUUUUUGUUGAUAUAUCUGUUCCAAGAAACGUGGGUUCUUGUGUUAAGGAUCUUGAAACCACAAACGCUUACAACGUGGACGAUCUGAAGGAAGUUGUGGCUGCAAACAGAGAAGACAGGCUUAGAAAAGCAAGAGAAGCUCUAGUGAUCAUCGAAGAAGAACUAAAACUGUUUGAAGCUUGGAGGGAUUCAUUAGAAACCGUUCCAACAAUCAAGAAACUAAGGGCUUAUGCAGAACGAAUAAGAGUUGCUGAUUUAGAGAAAUGCUUGCAAAGAUUGGGUGAGGAUGUGAAUAAAGAUACAAGAAGAGCCGUUGAAGGGCUGAGCCGUGGGAUUGUUAACAAACUUCUUCACGGGCCAUUGCAGCAUUUGAGAUACGAUGGAAGUGAUGAUCGAACUUUGGAUGAGACCCUUGAAAAUAUGCAUGCUCUUAACCGAAUGUUCAGCCUUGAAACGGAGAUGUCUGUUUUGGAAGAGAAGAUUCGAGCCAAAGUUGAACAACAGAAGUAAGUUUUCGUUAUCGAUUCUAUUUUAUAUAACACACUUGUUUUUAUGCCUUUCAGUCUGAAUAAGAGGAAAUUUCCUCAAAACUGUGAUUCAAAUAGAUGAGAUCUGGAUUGAAAGAAUAGUUACCCCCUUUUGUGUCUACUGAUGUAAUUUGAGUUUUGUCGUUUGGGUUCGAUGAUCUUGGAUACCUGUUUCCCGAGUGUGUUCUUGAAACGUUGUUCAUUCUUGUAAUUACAUUACUGAUUUUUAUCAAUGUAAAGGAUAUAAUUUUCUCAUGUAUUGCUUUGUUUGAUCA
Messenger RNA from Cynara cardunculus var. scolymus (artichoke), 2080 nucleotides. RefSeq names its product glutamyl-tRNA reductase 1, chloroplastic-like. Gene Ontology annotation, molecular function: glutamyl-tRNA reductase (NADP+) activity; NADP binding. Gene Ontology annotation, biological process: tetrapyrrole biosynthetic process. Lineage: Eukaryota; Viridiplantae; Streptophyta; Magnoliopsida; Asterales; Asteraceae. The record is from RefSeq and is a predicted model, not a curated record. The coding region runs from base 142 to 1788 and encodes 548 amino acids. The transcript is spliced from 3 exons.